GAGGGAGGGAGGGAGGGAGGGAGGGAGGCAUGGUUUUUCCAACUUUCUGUGUGAAUGUUUUUGUAUGUAGAAGGAAGGAAGGAAGUAUCUGAUCUUCUUCGUUAUUCUCUGUCUCUCUCUGUUUGUUCGUUCAGAUUUCCAACAAGAGUAGUGUAGAGUAGAGUAGAGUAGAUUAGAGCAUCUCGCAAACCCCAACAAUGGCUUCCAUUCUAUCAAAGAAGAAGAAGAAGAAGAAGAAGAAGAAGAACAAGAGAGAGAAAUACAGUAUUUCAGAGCUGAAAACCCUAGGCCACCAGCUUCUGUCUUCCAGGGCUCACAUCAACAACCUACCUCUCCUCAUGAGCUUCGUCUGCUCCGGUACCUCUCCGCCGUACUACGCCCUCGAAGCUCUUCUCUCCGUUCAGUCUUUCUUCACUCCUAUCCUCCCCGACCUUCCUUCCCACCCCCAAGGCGACCCCCAAGAUCCCGAAUUCAUCUACCGCACUUGGCUCCGAUCCAAGUUCGAUGAUUUUGUCAAUUCCCUCAUCGAUAUUGCCGUAUCUCCCCAAUCCAAAGAAGCUCUCAGGCUUCAUUCAACUGUGGGAAUUGAAAUUUUCUUAGAUUUACUUGUGUCAAAGUACUUCAACUACAUUGACAUCCGUUAUUUUACUUACAUCACUAUAGAAAAGUUGGCUCGAACACUGGGGGCGAAAGACAUUUCUGACAAUAAAAUUGUGAGUGUAGACGGCAACAACAAAAGUCAUUCAAGAACAAGUGUAGAGCUCCCUAUUCACAAGAUAUAUCGUAUCUUAUCACACAUCCCCCCUUUAGAAGGCACGGAUGAGAAAGCUGAACAUGAGAUGUGGAAUGGAUCAGGAGUCUUUAUUAAAGAAGGUGAUCACAAAGAGCAUUCUCGAUAUCCAAAAGCAGAUGAUAAACAGAACAAGGUAUUGUCUGCAGUUAAUAUUGCCAAAAAGAUGAAAUUGAAGUUUACUAAAGCUUGGAUAUCAUUUCUUAGGUUACCACUCCCGGUUGAUUUGUACAAGGAGGUUCUUGUUACACUUCAUCAGGCAGUUAUCCCUUAUUUGUCAAACCCAAUCAUGUUAUGUGAUUUUCUGACGAGAUCAUAUGACAUUGGAGGUGUUAUCAGUGUCAUGGCUCUUAGCAGCUUGUACAUUCUUAUGACACAGCAUGGCCUUGAGUAUCCUAACUUCUAUGAGAAGCUUUUUGCACUAUUGGUACCCUCCAUCUUUAUGGCAAAGCAUCGGGCAAAAUUUUUUGAGCUUCUUGAUUCAUGCCUAAAAUCACCACUUCUUCCAGCAUAUUUAGCUGCUGCUUUUGCUAAGAAAUUGAGCAGACUGUCACUUUCAGUUCCUCCGUCAGGAGCGUUGGUCAUUAUUGCUUUGAUUCACAACCUUUUACGGAGACAUCCUUCAAUCAACUGUUUGGUUCAUCGGGAGAAUGGUGAUGGAACUUCUAGGGAUAAUUCUAGAGUGGAGGAUGGUGAAACCGAGGACUCCUGUACCAAACCAGAAAUAUCUACCGAACCAGAAAUAUCUAGUAAAAAAUCAGGGAUUGAUCAUUUCAACAAUGAGGAAAGUAAUCCUGUGAAAACUGAUGCAAUGAGAAGUUCUCUUUGGGAGAUUGAUACCCUCCGUCACCACUACUGCCCACCUGUAUCAAGAUUUGUUUUGUCGCUUGAGAACGAUUUGACAGUAAGAAGCAAAACGACUGAAGUUGCGGUUAAAGAUUUCAGUUCUGGUUCAUAUGCAACAAUAUUUAGAGCGGAGAUUGGACGAAGGGUAAAACAGGUUCCACUUGCAUUCUACAAGGCAACUCCCAGCUCUUUGUUCUCGGAGUCUGAUUUUGUUGGUUGGACUUUCAAAUAUAAAGAAAAUGACGAGUUGUUUACUAGUGGUGUUGAUAACAAAAACAUAGACAUAUCUGAAGAUCACGGUCAUGGUUCUGCAAAGCGCCAGCGAAUUGAGUGCUUGUGAAGCAAGUGGCGUCUUUAUUGUUAUCAAGUUUUGACUUGUUGACAAUGUCUAUUUUGUAGCUUAUAUGCUUGGAAGCCGUUUACCUGGUUCUUUUUCCAUUUUUCAUAUUUCUCUACAAUUCCUUUUCUUUUCUUUUCAUUUUUAAUAGAUGUUAAUGUAAUUGGAGUUGCAAAUAUUUCACUUAUUAAUGGAUCCAUUCUCAUGGGGAUUUUUCUGAAA
This is a messenger RNA of Camellia sinensis, 2195 nucleotides long. NCBI's taxonomy places the organism in Eukaryota, Viridiplantae, Streptophyta, Magnoliopsida, Ericales, Theaceae. The record is from RefSeq and is a predicted model, not a curated record.